This is a messenger RNA of Gongylonema pulchrum, 1041 nucleotides long. The record is from the annotation of a GenBank genome assembly. NCBI's taxonomy places the organism in Eukaryota, Metazoa, Nematoda, Chromadorea, Rhabditida, Gongylonematidae.
AUGCAGUUGCUCUAUGGGUAUGUACGCGUACAAACCUCACCGGAUUAUCGGUUUCUGAGGUUGUCAUCCGGAUUGUACACGGUCGAUAUGAAGACUGUCUUAUUACCAUUCGAAAUAUUCAUUUCGGAACAGAGAAUGAUUGUGCAUUGCAUAAAUGAACGAGCAAUUGUACAUUCGUGCUUCUGCAAAUCGCUCACGAAUUAUUUCGCAAACAAAUUCAACAAACAUGAAUUCGACGGCUUCGCAUCAUUCUGUGGAUAUUAUUGGUGGAAAAACGAGCUUGCAUACCUCGGCAAUGUUUCGAUAGAUAUUUUUGCAAAUGCUUAUUUGGAACCAGUGCCAACAAUGCUGACUUUAUUCCAAACUCCUUUUGAUAAUUUUGGGGGUAUUGAUCCAGUACUCGGUAACCUUAGCUAUAGUUCGCACAUGAAUAGACAAGGUUUGGCCACGGAUGAUUUGGUUCAGCUUUCGGUCCCAGCACCUUCAACAGCAUUCUUUCACUCAACCUCAACCAGAGCAAGCAGUAGCAGUACUUACGCUGCAGCAUCUUCUAGCAGUUCAGACGGUGGCGAUGGUGCGGAACCAGUGCCGACUCGAUCGACUGCAACAUAUUCCUGGAUAAAAUUAAUAAAUUCAAGUACAAGUGUGUCGCCUCUUUCAACCAGUUAUCCGCCAACAGUUUCUCCAACGACCACAGCUACAGUAUCUUCAUUUGUAAAUAACUUGCAAAUGGGAGGAUUUUCCGGUUCCGCAGUAACACCUUUUACUACUGUGGAGCAGAGCAGGACCUUUCAAUCUAGCAUGUCCGUUGCUACAAGCACUAUUUUACGUACUACUGCUGGAGCAGCUACGUCCACAAGUAUACCAACGAUAAUACAGUCUCCUACCAUGGUACUAACAAGUGGACCCUUGCAUCUAACUGCGUUAGUUGCCUCAGCUACUCCAUUAACAACAACUACUAAUCUCCCGUUCACUGAAUCCACUAUCAGCCUGACAUCCGCCGCCGUGAUUACCGAUGCGCCUCUCUUCACAAUACCAUAG